UGAGCAGCAGGCUGAAAGUUUUAUCACUACUGGGCAAGAAGCCUUGACAUCAUCUCCUACAUCUCAACAAUCAACGCAACAAACUUUAUUACAAGAUUCGUCAACCUUAUCAGGUAAUGAUACAGAAAAAUCUAAAAGUACUCGCCCUCGUAGAUGGACACGAAGAAAAGUAGUAAUAAAAACCACCGGUGCUGAAAUUGCUAUACCUGUUUGGUAUUCUA
Racocetra persica is the source of this 221-nucleotide messenger RNA. NCBI's taxonomy places the organism in Eukaryota, Fungi, Glomeromycota, Glomeromycetes, Diversisporales, Gigasporaceae. The record is from the annotation of a GenBank genome assembly.